AUGAAAAAACAACGUUCUAGCCACAAAUAUUGCCAAGGACCCAAAGGAAUGAAUCUCAACAAAAAGAAACUAAUUUCUAUCCUUGUUUUGAUCCUAUCAAUCAUAUCAAUACUCAGGCUUCUGAGAAUCACUGUCCGUAUUUCAUCUUCUUCCCCUAGGCUAUUUGUUCUGUCUCCAGCUCCCCAACACAGCUCUCCACCAUCGACUACACACAACAAAGUUGCCCAACAUGCACCUGAGUCCUCAAAGCAGCCUAGAAGGCCUCCAAAUUCCACCCUAACAAGAAAAGAAUUCAAAGUUCUGUCAAAUCUCAUUGCUCUUAAAUCCCCUUGCAAUCUCCUCAUAUUUGGGUUUCAACCCCAGUACCUUGUCCUCUCUUCAAUGAAUGCAGCUGGAACCACUAUCUUUCUUGAGGAUGACCAUGAUAUGAUUAGCAAAGCAUCAAUAAACUCCAACAGCACUCGGACAUACAAACUCGGGUAUAAUGUGCCAGCAAAAGAAGCUUACAAUCAGCUCCGGCAUGCAAGGCAGAGCCAAGCUUGUGCACCAAACCACAGAUUGCUUCAAAGAUCAAAAUGCAAGCUGGCAUUGAAAAGUUUACCGGAAGAAGUGUAUGAAAAGAAUUGGGAUGUAAUUGUGGUAGACGGGCCCAGCGGGGAUUCACCAGAGUCACCGGGCAAGAUGGCUCCUAUAUACACUGCUAGUGUUCUAGCUAGAGCAGGAGAUGUUUCUGAUGUACUGGUACAUGAUGUAGAUCGUACGAUAGAGAAGUGGUAUUCCUGGGAGUUCCUCUGCCAUGAGAACUUGAUGAAUUCUAAAGGGAAAUUAUGGCACUUCAGGAUCAGAGGCCACUCCAAUUCUACGAUAUUCUGCCCUGACUGA
Molecule: messenger RNA, 882 nt
Organism: Abrus precatorius (Indian licorice)
Lineage: Eukaryota; Viridiplantae; Streptophyta; Magnoliopsida; Fabales; Fabaceae
Product: glucuronoxylan 4-O-methyltransferase 1
Exons: 1
Coding region: 1-882 (293 amino acids)
Biological process (GO): xylan biosynthetic process
Source: RefSeq, a predicted model, not a curated record